CUCCUCCAUAAGUAGAGCUUCACCUUCCCCCUCCUUUUCCCUCACCCCAUCUCUCUCUCUCUCUCUCUCUCUCUCUCUCUCUCGGUGCCAUUGUUUGUUGUACAUAGAGAAAAUGGGUGGCAUUAUUGUGGGCUGCAUUGUGUCUCUUGUUUCGAUUCUGCCUCUAAUCGAAGCAAGAAUCCCAGGGGUUUACACCGGCGGACAGUGGGGAAGCGCUCACGCCACCUUUUAUGGCGGCAAUGACGCCUCUGGUACAAUGGGAGGAGCAUGUGGGUACGGCAACCUCUACAGCCAAGGCUAUGGCGUCAACACGGCGGCCCUAAGCACGGCACUCUUCAACAACGGCCUCAGCUGCGGCGCCUGCUUCGAGAUCAAGUGCGCCAACGACCCCACCUGGUGCCACUCCGGCAGCCCCUCGAUCCUGGUCACCGCCACCAACUUCUGCCCUCCGAACUACGCCCUCCCCAACGACAACGGCGGCUGGUGCAACCCUCCUCGGACCCACUUCGACCUCGCCAUGCCGAUGUUUCUUAAAAUUGCCGAGUACCGUGCCGGAAUUGUGCCCGUUGCUUACCGCCGGGUGCCAUGCCGGAAGCAAGGCGGGAUAAGGUUCACGAUCAACGGUUUCCGCUACUUCAACCUUGUCCUGGUCACCAACGUCGCAGGAGCGGGUGACAUCGUGAGGGUGAGCGUAAAAGGGUCCAGAACGGACUGGAUGAGCAUGAGCCGGAACUGGGGCCAGAACUGGCAGUCCAACGCGGUGUUGGUGGGCCAGGCCCUUUCUUUCCGGGUCACCGGAAGCGACAGACGGACCUCCACCUCGUGGAACAUGGUCCCGGCCCAUUGGCAGUUUGGUCAAACCUUCACUGGAAAGAACUUCCGAGUUUGAAAAAUAAAAGGAGGAAUAUUUCACUGGAUCUACCUUUUUAACUUUGUUCAUUAUUUUUACCCUUUCGGCGCCAUUUUUCUUUUUAACUGUUAACUACUAGUAGUUUGGCUGUUGGGUAUGUAUUAUGAGAGAAAGCCGACGCCUCCGCACAAUCUCAGCCGUCCAAAACACUUUUGGACGGUCGAGAGAUUGAGCGCCGUAAAACUUUUUCAGGGCUCCUCCGUGAGUAAGUUUUUCUCAUGUAUUAUAUAUUGGGUAUAAUUGAUAUGGGAAAGUGAAAGAGCAGCAAAAAGAUGAAAUGUAUGGAGCCGGAGUAAUGUAUGUUUGAGUGUGUACCAUGUGUAUAUAUAUCUAUGACUGUUUAAUUAUAAUAUCUACUUGUGUAUCUAUAUUUCAGAA
Rhododendron vialii is the source of this 1288-nucleotide messenger RNA. RefSeq names its product expansin-A4-like. The record is from RefSeq and is a predicted model, not a curated record. Gene Ontology annotation, biological process: plant-type cell wall organization. The coding region runs from base 113 to 889 and encodes 258 amino acids. Gene Ontology annotation, cellular component: extracellular region. NCBI's taxonomy places the organism in Eukaryota, Viridiplantae, Streptophyta, Magnoliopsida, Ericales, Ericaceae. The transcript is spliced from 3 exons.